Molecule: messenger RNA, 4231 nt
Organism: Caenorhabditis auriculariae
Lineage: Eukaryota; Metazoa; Nematoda; Chromadorea; Rhabditida; Rhabditidae
Source: the annotation of a GenBank genome assembly
AUGCGGAACAAUGCACCUUUACGGGAGUUACAUGUGGCUCUCGUGGGCAUGUCUGGCUCGGGAAAGUCAGGUGCGAUUUCGUGGAUUCCCCCCUCCAAAUGCCAUGAUUUCAGCAAUCGCUGUCAAGUACAUUACGAAAAGGUUCAUUGGAGAAUACGAUUCGACUUUAGGUGAGAAUCCUCACAAGGGAGGUUAUUUUACGGGAAUUGAAAUUUGUCAAAAGGACCCUUGGAAUACGAAACCAAAGUCUUGAAAGUCCCAAACAUCCUAGAUUUCUAGAAAUAAGGCUCCGAAGCUCUAAAAGUGGCCUUUUCGAGGUUUUCUUUAACUUUGAGCAAUCCUUUCUCAAAAACUAGGGAGUCGUGCAGCUUGAGGCUUUUAGAAUCUUUUUUUCAGUAUUCUGAGGAGUGCUCCGAUUUUCAGGAAAUUCACAACUAUAAGGUAAAAUGACCCUCUUCUCGAUUAACAAAAGUGUUGAGCGGGGUUUGGCAAAAUCAUUUUUAUUGAUUUAUUACAGUAAUCACAGGAAAAAUACAAAAGAUGUAAAUUUUUAUCAUGGAUUGGUUCUUGUCUGCUUUUUUCAUUCUGGCAAAAUGAUUCCAAAAUUUUAAGUUUCCAAAAAAAAAACUAACUAAAACCUAGAAGUGCUAUAAUUGAGCUUUCAAGUUAUUUAGAGGUUUUAUUUUUGUAAACAUGUUCACAUAUUUAUGGAACUUCUCACCAUAAAGGUCAAUAUUUGAUCCUGAAAGUUUUCUUGUAAGUCCUGAAAAAAAUUUGAAAAGUUGGCUCUUAUUCUUACUUCCAUAAAUUGUUCCUAAACGGGUGGCAACGGUUUCCUUUUUACUGCCUUUUUCCGCCCUUUGAUCAGCCUUUAUCCACCCUUUUUGAUCCCUUUUGAGGAACACAAUAUUUUUUAAUUGAGAAUAAUCUUUGCCAGUGACUGUUUGAAAAUUUGCUACAGUAAUACAAUCGGAAAUCAUCAGUUUUUGAGACUUUCGUCACCCUUUUUGCGGCCUCUCCCUUAUUUCAUCCUUUUUUGAGGCUUUUCAGCCCACCAAGAAAGAAGGGCUCAAUAAAGGCCGCAAAACGGAGCCCUUUUUGCGGAUAUUUGGGAGUCACUCUUUUUUUGCACUUUUUCCGCACUUUCAACUUUGGCAGUGUCUGAAGCUUUACCAACUGUCCUUGAACUCUAUCUUUUCUCUGAUUUCAGAAGACACGUAUUGCCGUGAAGAAACUGUCGGAGGACAAUGUGUCAUGGUGUGGCUGAUGGAUACGGUAGAAAACGCUUCGAGAGACGAAAUGCGCUGGAUCGCGUGGGCUGACGUCUACAUCGUCGUUUAUGACGUCACGAGCCAGCUGAGCUUCCAGUGAGAGCUCGUGGAAGACUAAAGCGACGAAGAGAGGUUGCAGAUAUGCGGAAGGACUCCUCGAGAGAAUCGCCCGCCAUGAACACGUCCUAUGUGCCCGCGAACACCAACCUCUCCUUAUAGGCAACAAAAGCGAUUUGGAACGGUAUCGGUGGGUUUUUCGGGAGAUUUGCUUAAUCCGUGUCACUAUAAUCAGCGGGAUCAUACACCGGCUGGAUCCCACCCCAGCCUUUUGCGCGCGAAACAAAAAUUUGAAAAUUUACUGAAGUAGGCAUUUUUCGUGGGGUAAGCCGCAGCUUGAGGGGGGUAGGCCGCACCCCGAGGUGGGAUCCAGCCGACGUAUGAGCGGAAUAUAGUAGAUUGAACUGAUGAUUGAAGACAAGUAUCGGAGUCCGAGGGAGAAAGGCUCGCCGCACAGCACAAGGCCUACUUUGCCGAGUGCUCGGCCGCCAGCGACUUGCGACAAUUCACGAAAAUACUCCACAACACUAUUCAGGUGAGUCAGUCUUCCCAAAAAUCUUGGACUUACUCUCAAGAGGAGAACGACAAAAAUUAUGAAAAAUAACUCUAACAAAAAUGAGGGUGUAACCCAGAAAAAAGUGAACUUUUCGUUGAUGUUUUCGGUGCACCCUGCGUUGGACCUGGAGGGCGUGCACCCCUGGGGCAACCGGUCGAAAAUAAAAAUUUUUCGAGCUACCGUAACCGCCUAGGAUGAAACUGUAGAAAUGGUGAUAUUGGGAAACAAACCACUUUGAAAUCGUGUACGGAGUAAGUAACUUAAUAGGCAUUUAAAGGGGUACCCCCCGGUUACACUGCGGAGUGCACCGAGAGUUCAACGCGGGGCACCUCAACUUUUUUUUUAGAGAAGUUUCAAAUUAAAACUCCAUUCAGUCUCGCUAAUUUAUUCCCGGAUUCUCAAUCUCAAUCCCAGAACCUUUACAGAACUACCUUUCGGGAGCUCGCAGUCCUUCUCCUCGUCUUUGUUCUUCGGAUUCAGAAAUCGUCACUCCUCGUGAGUUUCGCGAUUUCGACAAUAAUGGACCCACCAAUUCGCAGGCAAAGGCGCAUUUUCGUCCCUCCGAUCGUCGAGCCGCUCGAGUCAAGUCAGGGCGAAAGCCUCUAAGCCACUGGUCCAGCUCCAAAAGACGCCAUCUCUAAGUAAACUCAAGACUGGAAGCAAACUUCUCAAACUGUUCCAUAACUGAACUUGAUAAAUAUUUCAUUAUUAUAGUUUUCUGUUUCUUUUUUAUCAACCGUUCUUUCUCAGAAAUACUUGAAUACUUUGUUGAGCUAUUUUUUAAAUUCGAUUUUGGUUCUGAGGGAAAACCCGUGUUUAAACAAAACUUUAAUUUUCAAAAAACGCCAUUUUUUUUUUUCUUAUUUCGCUAAUUUCAAAAAAGUGGUUUUGGCGAGCAGGUUCCGUAUUUUCAUACAUGCUUUUCGAGGAGUUUGAAAAUUUCUCUUACUGAUGCCAGCGCUAUAGUCCAUCCAUCCUGACUUGAAAGGCGAGGGAGGUGGAGAAUCGGGCGGGACGCGUAGCGUGUGCGUACGCGGUUUUUUUGGCACGAGUCCAAUCCAACCGCCAGCGACUAUUUGGAGAGCUCGUUUAUCGCUCUUUUCAUUUAUUUUUCAAUUCGUUAUAGAUUUUUUUUUUGUUGCGCAUUGAAAAAUAGUAUAAUAGGUACAAAAAAGCAUAGAACAAACUUUUUGAAGUCGGUGGCGCUGGAAUUGAACUCGUGCCAAGAACCGCGUACGCACACGCUACGCGUCCCGCCCACUUCACCGCAUUCCUCGCCUUUCAAGUCGGGAAUUAUUGACUAUAGAUUGAAUGAGAUAGAGGACAAAAAAAAAGUAUAAUUGAGGUAAAAUGGCAAAAUUUUCAAAGAAGAACAACGUCGACAACAGAAUCGACUUGUUGCUCCGUGGUGCAGUGACAAAAGGUUUGAUAGAAAAUCAUUAUCAAACAGAAAACGAUGUUUAGAUAACCAAGAGUUGAUCGACAAGAGACUGAUGUCGGACAGCGACAGAAUAAUGCGCCAAACGAUUCAAUUCCGACGGAUUGCCACCGUCGCCUCGGAAAACACCAAACACCAGGGGUUGGCUAUAAAUUUCACAUUUUUGAGAACUUUUUUCUCAUGAAAGAAGAAGUGAUUGAUAGAAAAAGCCAAUGAUCAUUUUCAGCAACAGAAAAGAAACCGUCUUUUUUUGACAGUAGGAUCUAAAAUGUGGCAGGGCUGUUUCAAGUUUAGCAAAACUUACUUUUUCAAACUCCCAAGGAAACCUAAAAUUCAUCGAUGGAAAUUUUUUCUCGGUUUGGAGCAUUUAAGCUUGAGAAUUUUCAUACUCCGGCGAAGUCGGAAGGGUGGAUAAUGGCCGCUGAAAGGAGAAGGCUCAAAAAAACGGCCUCAGAAAGGCAGCAAAAUGAGUCCUUUUAUCGAGCCUUGGCUGCAAAAAUGGUGCAUAAAAGCCGAUCAAAUGGCGCAAAAAGGCGGCAAAAAAGGAAAUUUUCUAUGGAGCCUUUUUGGACCGUUUCCGACUUAGCCUAUGUAAAACGAAAAAAAAACGUAGCAAUGUCCAAGAUACUUCUAGGAUUGUUCGUUUAUGAAAGGAUAACUUUCAAAUUUUUUUUUUAUUUAGCCCAGACAGCUCAUAUUUUUCUUUCUGAGAACCUGCCGAAGUUGAAAAUUUGCUUUUAAGCAGCAGUAAUGUUAAGGUAUACGCUAGUGGUUGCGGAGGCGAGCGAAGAACUCGCAGCUGCGAAAAAACUCAAAUCGAGAGGACUGCGGCCGCUUCCGCGCUGCUGCGUCGUCGACCCACCGCCACCGGCCGACCUUCUCAUCCGACAGCUUUUCACUUCGCGAUGA